This is a messenger RNA of Phragmites australis (common reed), 3158 nucleotides long. RefSeq lists its product as uncharacterized. Gene Ontology annotation, cellular component: cytoplasm; nucleus. The transcript is spliced from 22 exons. Gene Ontology annotation, molecular function: ubiquitin binding. Gene Ontology annotation, biological process: proteasome-mediated ubiquitin-dependent protein catabolic process; ubiquitin recycling. The record is from RefSeq and is a predicted model, not a curated record. Lineage: Eukaryota; Viridiplantae; Streptophyta; Magnoliopsida; Poales; Poaceae. The coding region runs from base 138 to 2414 and encodes 758 amino acids.
CCAACAUAAGUGGGAAAAAAGAGGGAAGUUGCUCGGCAUCGUGUCAAGUCCCGAAUCCCGACUCGUCUCCGGUCUCCCUGCUCCAAUCUCCCCUCUCGCCUCGCCCACUCCGCCGCGCGCCGUACGACGACGGCGCCAUGGCCGAGUACCGCCUCGGCGCCCAGCUCCACGGCCACGAGGACGACGUCCGCGGCAUCUGUAUAUGUGGUGAUGCUGGGAUUGCAACAUCAUCAAGAGAUCGGACUGUGAGAUUCUGGACACGGCACCCAGAAAAGAAACGUGAAUAUUUUCUCUCUAAGACACUCGUGGGACAUUCGAGUUUUGUGGGCCCAUUGGUUUGGAUCCCUCCUUCAGACCGCUUUCCUGAAGGAGGAAUUGUUUCUGGUGGAAUGGAUACACUUAUUUUGCUCUGGGAUUUACAUAAAGGAGAAAUUGUUGAGACAUUGAAGGGGCACGCUUCACAAGUUACUGGACUUGCAGUAGACAGUAAUGGUGACAUCAUCUCUUCAUCCAUGGAUUGUACUUUAAGACGCUGGAGAAAUGGCAAUGCUAUAGAGGUCUGGGAAGCGCACAAGGUUGCCGUGCAAACUGUUCUAAAGCUUCCCACAGGAGAACUGUUUUCUGGUUCAAGUGAUUCCACUAUUAAGCUUUGGAAAGGAAGGACUUGUCUACAGACAUUCUCAGGACAUGCAGAUACUGUUAGAUGUUUAGCACCAAUGCCAGGUCUGGGAAUUCUUUCUGCCUCGCACGACAGCACUAUCAAGUUAUGGGCAUUAACUGGUCAGCCCCUAUUGGAUAUGAUUGGGCACACUUCUCUUGUAUAUUCUGUGGAUGCACAUUCUUCAGGUCUAAUUGCUAGUGGCAGUGAGGAUCGCUCUUUAAAGAUAUGGAAAGAUGGAAUCUGUUUUCAAAGCAUUGAACACCCGGGAUGCAUAUGGGAUGCUAAAUUCUUGGAAAAUGGAGAUAUUGUAACUGCUUGUUCUGAUGGAACUGCGAGGAUAUGGACAACUGAUACUAACAGGUUCUGCAGUGACGAGGAACUUGCAACCUAUACAGAUCUUAUUUCUCAAUACACGCUUAGCAGAAAGACUGUUGGUGGGCUUAAGUUGAUGGAUCUACCAGGAGUUGAGGCACUGCAAGUUCCAGGAAACUCUGAUGGCCAAACACUAAUUGUUAGAGAAGGGGACAAUGGUGUUGCCUAUUCAUGGAAUUCAAGAGAGUUAAAGUGGGACAAAAUUGGUGAAGUAGUGGAUGGACCUGAGGCUGGGGAUGCUGCACAAGGUCAAGUUCUUGAUGGUGUUCGCUAUGAUUUUGUUUUUAAUGUUGACAUUGGAGAUGGAGAACCUAUCCGAAAACUACCCUAUAAUCGAUCAGAGGAUCCAUACGUAGUGGCGGACAAGUGGCUCCUGAAAGAAAAUCUACCUUUGACAUAUCGCCAACAAGUGGUAGAAUUUAUACUGCAGAAUUCUGGCCAGAACAACUUUGUUCCAGAUCCAUCUUUUCGGGAUCCCUUUACUGGGGCUAAUGCAUAUGUACCUGGGCAGCCAUCUUCAUCAAAUGGUAGUGCCUCGAAACAAACUUUCAAGCACAUACCAAAGAAAGGAAUGCUGUCAUUUGAGACAGCUCAGUUCGAGGGAAUCCUAAAGAAACUUUCAGAGUUCAAUGCAACACUUUCAUCUGACACGGAACAGAAACAUAUAUCUCUGUCCGAGACUGAGUUGUCAAGAUUAGUUGCCAUAGUGAAAGUGUUGAAAGAUAAAUCAUUUUAUCACACAAGCAAGCUUGCUGAUGCUGACAUGGCCUUGUUGCUGAAAAUAUUGAUGUCUUGGCCUCUGCAAAUGAUGUUUCCAGUUAUUGAUUUUCUGAGGAUGUUUGUGUUGCAUCCUGAUGGAGCUACUUUACUUCUCAAGACCGUCAAAACUGGAAAUGAUGUCCUUAUGGAGACUUUUCGUAAGGUUUUAGCACCACCUGCGCAGCCAGCAAAUGUGUUCACAAUCCUUAAAGCCAUGACAAACUUAUUUGACAACUCAUGCUUACACCAAUGGUUGAGGACCCACUGUGCUGAGAUCAUUGAUUCCGUGUCAAGUUGCAAGCCUUCUUUUAGCAAGAACGCACACUUGGCAUAUGCAACACUUCUACUUAACUAUGCUGUUCUUUCAAUUGAAUCAAAGGAUGAACAGUGUCAGGCGCAAAUUCUUUCUGCUACCCUUGAGUUACAGAUUGCUGAGGAUGAUACUCAAGAUGUUGAUUCAAAAUACCGUGCACUCGUUGCAAUUGGCUCUCUUAUGCUGAAUGGCCUUGUGAAGUCAAUUGCUCUUGACCUUGAUGUUAAGAGCGUUGCGAAUAGCGCAAAAGCUUCGAUGGACUGGAAGAUCUCUGAAGUCGGAGCUGAUAUUGAGCUGCUAACAAGAUGAGAAGAGGUUGCCGGCAGUUGGGCAUAGUUUCCCCUUCACUGGAUGCACCAUUGUGCAGGAUAGCAUAUCAUUAACCAUUGAGCUUGGGUUUCGCGCAGCAAGACUGUUCAGCAGUAGUCAGUAGCUACCACGGCUUUCGGAAGCACUUGGGUUAUGAACAUUGUCACCUUGUAAUCAACAUGAAAGUGUGGAUUUGUGGGGUGGCCCUGUCAGUAUGGGCCCUGGCGUUUGCUGCGAGAAAUAUUGUUUUCCAGCGACUCUGCAAGUCAUCUUUGGUCCAACAUUAUCUCACCAAACCUGUCACCUCGAGGUGGGUCAGGGAUAGUCCUCUCGGUCAAAAAAAUAAAAGUUGGGCUUGCAUCACCAACAUCCUAAGCAAAGAAAAGCUAUUCCGGCACCAUUUCAGCGACCAACUUUCUUCAGAAAGAGGCAAGAGAGGAGAAUAAAAUUCAUCAACUUUUCUGUCCUCUUCAGUCGGGUUGAGACUGAAAAGGUGUCCAAGUCGACAAAAAGGCAGAAAAGAGAGAAACUUUACUUCUUCGAACUUUUUAGACGAAUGACGUGAACUGAGAGAAAUUCAAGUGUAACUCAUUUGUCCAAAAAGAAAAAAUGUGACUCAUGCGAGGAUGGCCUCCAUAACCUCCGUAUCAUGAGCAUAAUCCAUACUCCUGCUAGAUUACGUGGCAAACCGAGCUGAUUUUGAACUGAGGUAGCAUAAACGAAGCAAUACUACGUGUUCACUGC